UUAUUGAGCAGCAGUGCCAUGAAUAGGACGGGCAAGAUGAGCAAACUAGUAAUUAACCUUCCAAUAUGUUCUUCAACUAUUACACUUAAACAUGAACCUUGGGGCAGCGAGAUAAUAGAUUGGCUUCUUGCUACUUGAAAAUUUGGGACUAAUCGGUAACUAUUUGAUCCAUCAAUAACUAAAUGACAGAUUAUAAACUAGUUUAUAGCCUUUUACUACAGCUAAUUGAUAGGGAUGUUGCUUUCCUAUCCUAGUAUCACUGUCUUUUGUGUAUCGACCAACCAUGGCCCAGGGUCCUAAGGUGCGCCCACGACAAGAAAUAGGGAAUCUUAUGCGUGGUGUUCAGUAGGUCUGAUGUGCAAAUAAAUCCACUACUAGAUGAUAACUACCACCAGCACUGCAUGGAUUCUUCAAGCAACAUCAAAACAAAAGGGGGGAGAGGGGGCACCAACCAAUGCAUUCAUUCACCAUUCCUCCGGUCGUGCUGCAGCUGAUCCUGCUACUGUUCUUGGCCUCUCCUGCCACCGCAUGCACCGAGCAGGAGAAGCGCAACCUCCUCCGUUUCCUUUCUGGGCUGUCGCGAUAUGGUGGCCUCGCCAUGUCGUGGCGUGGCAACAGCACGGCCUGCUGCAAGUGGGAAGGCAUUGCCUGAAGACAGGGCUGUCACUGAAGUCUCCCUUGCAUUUAGAGGACUUGAAGGGCGUGUCUCGCCGUCCCUUGCCGAAAUUUUGGCAAUGUGUUCAUUCACAGUUCCUCCGGCCGUGCUGCAGCUGUUCCUGCUGCUCUUCUUAGCCUCUCCCGCCACUGCAUGCACCGAGCAGGAGAAGCGCAACCUCCUCCAGUUCCUUGCCGGGCUGUCGAGUGAUGGUGGCCUCGCCACGUCUUGGCGUAAUAAUGGCGCGGACUGCUGCGAGUGGGAAGGCAUCUCCUGCAAUGGAGAUGGGGCCGUCACUGGGGUCUCCCUGGAGUCUAAAGGACUUGAAGGGCCCAUCUCUCCGUUCCUCACCAACCUCACCAGCCUGCUGCACAUCAACCUCUCGCACAACUCGCUCUCCGGUGGUCUUCCGGCGGAGCUCAUGUUCUCCAGAAGCAUCAUCGUCCUCGAUGUCAGCUUCAGCCGGCUCAACGGACCACUGCCCGAGCUUCCGUCCUUGGUUACCACUGACCGGCCUCUGCAGGUACUCAACAUCUCAAGCAACCAGUUCGGCUCAGAAUUUCCAUCAGCCACAUGGAAGGUGAUGAAGAAUCUUAUCGCGCUCAACACCAGCAAUAACAGCUUCACUGGGCACAUACCUUCUUAUCUUUGCGUUAGCUCGCCAUCUUUGGCUUUGCUUGACCUCUCCUACAACCAAUUGAGUGGCGACAUCCCAAACACACUGGGUAAUUGCUCCAAGCUCAAAGUGCUCAAGGCUGGCAACAAUCACCUAAGUGGGAUUCUGCCUGUUGAAAUCUUCCACGCUACCUCGCUAGAGUACCUCUCCUUCCCCAACAAUGGUGGUUUACAAGGAGAACUUGAUGGAGCACACAUAGUCAAACUCAGUAGUCUGCUUACUCUUGACCUUGGAGGGAACAGUUUCAGUGGAGCCAUCCCAGAGUCCAUAGGUCAGCUCAGGAGGCUGGAGGAGCUCCAUUUGGGCAGCAAUAACAUGUCUGGGGAGCUGCCAUCAACUAUGAGCAACUGCGCAAAUCUCAAAACCAUUGAUCUGAAGAUCAACAACCUCACUGGAGAUCUAGGGAAGGUAAACUUCGCCACCCUACAGAAUCUAAAAAGUUUAGAUCUCAUGGAGAAUAAUCUUGGUGGCAUAGUUCCAGAAAGCAUUUACUCAUGCAGCAAUUUGACUGCACUGCGGUUGUCAGCCAACCAUUUCCAUGGUGAAAUCUCAUCAAGAAUUGGCAAUCUGAAGCACCUGUCCUUCCUAUCAAUUAGUAGAAACUCCUUUACGAAUAUCACAAAAGCUUUGCAUGCUCUUAAGAGCUGCAGGAACAUCAGCACUCUGCUUAUUGGCAGAAACUUUAUGAAUGAGGCCAUGCCACAAGAUGAAAGCAUUGACGGUUUUCAGAAUCUUCAGUUUCUUGCCAUGCACCAGUGUUCAUUGACUGGAAGAAUACCUACUUGGUUAUCAAAGCUCACAAGGCUGAAGGUACUGGUAUUAUCUAAAAAUCAACUUACUGGACCAAUGCCAAGCUGGAUCAACUCCCUAAACAACCUCUUCCAUCUGGACGUAUCAAACAACAGUCUUUCUGGGAAAAUCCCAGUCACCUUGAUGGAGAUGGCAAUGCUAAAACUAGAUAAGCCUGCCAUCUAUUUGGACCCAAGUCUCGUUGACCUUGAUCUACUUAUUUAUGCUGUGGAUGCAUCAAAACUUCAAUACCGCAUAAACAGUGAUUGGUGCAAAGUGCUGAAUCUCGGUAACAAUAAAUUCACAGGUGUGAUCCCACAAGAGAUUGGUCAGCUGAAAGCAGUCCUUUACCUGAACUUGAGUUCCAACAACUUCUAUGGAGAGAUCCCACAAUCAAUCGGCAACCUCACUAACCUUCAGAGGUUAGAUUUGUCUAAUAACCAUCUGACCGGUGAAAUUCCUGCAGCAUUGGAGAUCCUUCACUUCCUUUCAGAGUUCAACAUUUCUAACAAUGACCUAGAAGGACCUAUUCCAACAACAGGCCAGCUGAGCACAUUUCAAGCUUCUAGUUUUAAUGGGAACCCAAAGCUGUGUGGCCCUAUGCUUAUUAACCAUUGUAGUUCGGUUGAAGCAGCUCCCAUCUCCAUCGUUUCUGCAAAAAAAUGCAGCAGUAAGGUCAUUUUUGUGACAGCCUUUGGUGUGUUCUUUGGGGUAGGAGUGCUAUAUGACCAGUUAGUAUUAUUUAGAUAUUUUGGCUAAGCGGCUAAGCCCACUUCAGUGUAAUCUGAUCCAGUAUGCAAUGGUCCAGUAUCCAGUUAUGUUGUUCA
Triticum urartu is the source of this 2947-nucleotide messenger RNA. The record is from RefSeq and is a predicted model, not a curated record. NCBI's taxonomy places the organism in Eukaryota, Viridiplantae, Streptophyta, Magnoliopsida, Poales, Poaceae.